GGCUGGGCAUCGCGGACUCGAGCUGCUGGAUCGGUCGGAAAUGGCAGAGGUGGAGGAAACACUCAAGAGACUUCAGAGCCAGAAAGGAGUUCAGGGAAUCAUCGUGGUGAACACGGAAGGCAUUCCCAUCAAGAGCACCAUGGACAAUCCCACUAUUACACAAUAUGCCAACCUCAUGCACAACUUCAUCUUGAAGGCAUGGAGCACUGUGCAUGAAAUUGACCCCCAGAAUGAUCUAACCUUCCUUCAAAUUCGAUCCAAGAAAAAUGAAAUUAUGGUUGCACCAGAUAAAGACUAUUUCCUGAUUGUGAUUCAGAAUCCAACUGAAUAACCGAAUAAGCCACUGUCUCGGCUUCCUGUGUCAUUCCUUAGUUUAACGUCCCCCAGAAUAAUAGUGUUAAUCAUGUCAGUGGGCACAGGGUGAUUGCCCACGAGCCCAUAUAGACCAUGCCAAUGGUAGCUCUGCCCACCCCAACAAGGAGUGUCUCUGGUGAUCCAGUCAGUUCUCAUUUCCAGGCUUUGGAGGGAGAGCUUAUGAUAAGCCCACACACAGCUUCCUUCUGACCUUCAGUUCACUUUGUCACCCUUGGAA
This is a messenger RNA of Peromyscus eremicus (cactus mouse), 592 nucleotides long. Its product is annotated as dynein light chain roadblock-type 1-like. The record is from RefSeq and is a predicted model, not a curated record. Lineage: Eukaryota; Metazoa; Chordata; Mammalia; Rodentia; Cricetidae. Gene Ontology annotation, biological process: microtubule-based movement. Bases 41 to 331 code for a protein of 96 amino acids. The transcript has a single exon. Gene Ontology annotation, cellular component: cytoplasm; centrosome; cytoplasmic dynein complex. Gene Ontology annotation, molecular function: dynein intermediate chain binding.